Molecule: messenger RNA, 4063 nt
Organism: Emys orbicularis (European pond turtle)
Lineage: Eukaryota; Metazoa; Chordata; Testudines; Emydidae
Gene: ZNF652
Product: zinc finger protein 652
Exons: 6
Coding region: 311-2149 (612 amino acids)
Biological process (GO): regulation of transcription by RNA polymerase II
Molecular function (GO): DNA-binding transcription factor activity; RNA polymerase II cis-regulatory region sequence-specific DNA binding
Source: RefSeq, a predicted model, not a curated record
CUCCCUCUCCCCCUCUCCUCCACCGCCCGGCAUGGACGGCGGCGGAGGAGGCCAAGAGGGGCUCGGCCUGGAUAAAAUGUUUGGAGGUUGGUUGGCUGCUUUCUUCAGAAGAAUAUUUACUACAGCUCUGCUUUUGCCAUAAUACCAGAAUUCUGUGAUCCACGCUUCAGUGCUAAACACCAGGAGAGAGUCAUAUUUUAGUCAUACUGUCUAGAUGGAACAGGCAUCAUCUUGAAAGCCCAUCGUAUUUCACAGCUGCUUAUUUGAUUUUUCUGGGAUCAAAGGUGCUCAAUGAAUCAGGGCCCCCCCAAUGAAUCAAACAGCCAAUUCUUGCCAACAGCUGGUUGAAAACAGUGCCGUGCAUGUAGCAGGGAUGGCGCAAGAGGAAAGCCGUCGUGGUCAAGUGCCACCCACAUUUUAUCAUGCUGCCAGUCAGGAACUUGAUCUGUCCACCAAAGUGUACAAAAGAGAGUCAGGAAGCCCUUACUCUGUGUUGGUGGACAGCAAAAUGAGUAAACCACAUCUCCAUGAAAGAGAGGAGCAGCCAUAUUUCAGGGAGAACAGAUCGGUGGGAGAGGUCCGGGCUGUGAAAGAAGAUAGAGAGAACUCUGACAACUCUGAGGAGGAAGAGGAGGAGGAAGAUGAAGUGACUUACAAAAGGGAGCAGAUUAUAGUGGAGGUAAACCUUAACAACCAAACAUUAAAUGUAUCAAAAGGGGAGAAGGGUGUCCCCUCCCAGUCCAAAGAGACUGCUGUUCUUAAGACCAGCAGUGAGGAAGAGGAGGGUGACAGUGGGGAAGAGGCCACUGAAGACAGUAAUGAUGAUGAGGAAAAUGAGAGGCAGAAGAAAAAAGAGAAAAGAGUGGAAAAAGUUAGUGUUACCCAAAGGAGAACAAGGAGAGCUGCAUCUGCUGCAGCAGCCACCACUUCCCCUUCACCCAGAACUACAAGGGGCCGUAGAAAGAGUGUGGAGCCCCCCAAGCGUAAGAAGAAAGCUGCAAAGGAGCCCAAGGCACCUGUGCAGAAAUCAAAGUGUGAAGAAAAGGAGACUUUGACCUGUGAGAAGUGCCCCAGGGUGUUUAACACACGCUGGUACCUGGAGAAGCACAUGAACGUCACUCACAGGCGUAUGCAGAUCUGCGACAAGUGUGGGAAGAAAUUUGUUCUAGAAAGUGAGCUGUCCCUUCACCAGCAAACAGACUGUGAAAAAAACAUUCAGUGUGUUUCCUGUAAGAAAUCGUUCAAGAAGCUCUGGUCUCUCCAUGAACACAUCAAGAUUGUUCAUGGAUAUGCAGAAAAAAAGUUCUCCUGUGAGAUCUGCGAAAAGAAGUUCUACACAAUGGCCCAUGUGCGGAAGCACAUGGUUGCACAUACAAAGGAUAUGCCAUUUACAUGUGAAACCUGUGGAAAAUCGUUCAAACGCAGUAUGUCGCUCAAGGUGCAUUCCCUACAGCAUUCUGGAGAGAAACCUUUCAGAUGUGAGAACUGUGAUGAAAGGUUUCAGUACAAGUACCAGCUGCGUUCCCACAUGAGCAUCCACAUUGGGCACAAACAGUUCAUGUGCCAGUGGUGUGGCAAAGACUUCAACAUGAAACAGUACUUCGAUGAGCACAUGAAAACACACACUGGAGAGAAGCCUUUUAUCUGUGAAAUCUGUGGCAAAAGCUUCACCAGCCGCCCAAACAUGAAGAGACACCGCAGAACUCACACAGGGGAGAAGCCUUACCCAUGUGAUGUGUGUGGCCAGCGAUUUCGCUUCUCCAACAUGCUCAAGGCGCACAAGGAGAAGUGCUUCCGGGUCACAAGCCCCGUUAAUGUGCCACCUGCUGUUCAGAUCCCACUUACCACAACUUCUCCUGCUACUGCAGUCCUUUCUGUAGCAAACACACCCACCACCCCAACUCCACCCAUCAACCUGAACCCAGUGAACACUCUCCCUCCACGUCCCAUCCCCCAUCCGUAUUCACACCUUCAUCUCCAUCCUCACCCUCACCCACACCAUCCACACCAUCUCCCAGUCCCCCCAGUCCCUCAUUUACCCCCACCUCCAGCCCUUUUUAAGAGUGAGCCUUUAAAUCAUAGAGGCCAGAGUGAGGACAACUUUCUGCGACACCUGGCAGAAAAAAACAUUUCAGCACAACACCACUAACACCUUUGCCUCCUGCCAGCUGUUUUUCCUGUUUUAUGCACAUGGAAAUGUGCCCUCCUGGAAAUUGCGGAGGGAUAGCUAGUGAAGAUCUUUCAAAUCUCUCUUUGUCCCCACUUGGAAGGUCCUGGUACUCUCAUGAAUCAGUUAACGAACAAGAAAAUUCCAUUGGAUCAGCAGUGAUCAUUUGAACCAGGGGAACCAAAGGGACUGAAACCCAAUUUGCUUGCGUUCUACUGGUGACUUUUAUAAAUUUCAAAUACUGAGACUUGUGGAAUUUUAUAAUUUCAUAUCAGCUGAUGAGGUAUGCUUGCUUUUAUAUCCUGGACUUCUCCUCAAAGAGGGGAUAGGCCUGGUUUCCUUUGUACUAAUCGGAAAGGCUGUGAGAUUAAUACAGAGCAUUAAUUGUAUCACUGUGUAUCGUAAUGAAUUCUUUUCAGCUUUUGGUGCUGGCUACGGAGUGAGCCAGCCACGUAUCACAGUAUAUCAAGCAUUAUAGAGAAAGACAAAAAAAUUUGUUUGUGUAGCUCUCCUAACGCACUCUUUAUUUUACUACAGAAAUUAUUUUAGAGUUUUUUGUAUAGACCUAUUUAGUAGUCUGUUUCUAAAAUGAAAUGUAUUUCAAUAAGCGGUGUAAUUUUUUCAGUGUAGCUGGACCUAUGUUGUAUAAUAGAUAAAAUUUUAUAAUCAUCAAAAUGUGAUUCUAAAAAGAUGCAAAUAGCUUCUAUAGUUAAAGUUAUUCUUACAUCCAUACAACUUAAACGGUGCUUCAGAGAAGAGAGGGACCCAAGAGGUCUCUGGCAAGGCUGCCUGAGAAGUGGUGUUGAUUUCAGAACUUUUAUGUAAUUUAUUUAGUAGUUUUUAAACCUUCCCUUUCCCCUUCCACAGUGUCUCUUAGGCUUAUUGAACAAAGACAUUGAGAUACCACACUCCUGCUCUACAGGUUUCACUUAGUUCAGUUGGAUGGAAGUGUGGAAUGGGUUGGGUUAGAAAGGGACACAUCUGUUGGGUGAAGAGACUCAGCAGCUCAUGAGUUAUGAAGUCACAGGUGAGUGAGAUAUCUGACUUAGGAGAUGGGAAAUAAACUAUCUCAAGUCAGCCAAGCAUAUCUUCUUUUAUAUAGGAAGGCCUGGUUUUAAUGUUUGUUUAUGGUAUGAUUUUAAUUUUGGGAUCAUAUCAAAUGCUGCUCGUUCAGAUUGCUUUUUUAAAAUUCCUGGACUUAGGAGAGGAGAAUUAAGUUAGUUUCACAAAUGUGGUGUUUGGUUGAUUGUAAGAAUGAGAAGAGGAGAAAUUUGAAUGGGAAAAUGGUGUUUAAGUAGACACAUUGCUGAGAAAAUGCAGUAUGUAUCCACAGUAUGGAGCUCUGUCCCGUAACCAUGACACAUUCAGACAAUAAGGGAUGAUAUUGAGGGGUUCAUAGUCCCAUUUUUGGGGCAAAUCUAAGUUUGACAGUUACAGGUUAGAAACCUUUGAAUUUAGACAAGUCACUGUUUCAUAAUCUUGUGAGGCACUGAGUGAGUGGCAAAUGACAAGUUUGGUGCAGAGGUGGUGGGCUGGAAGGCCAAAUGUAUCUGUUUUAAUCAGUGAGUGGUUAUUUUUUCAGGUUUGUGUUUUUGUUUAAAUGACAUUGAAUAUAGCAGCAUUAUGCAAUUUAGGUAAUUGUCGCCACCCUCAAUGAAGAGUCAGAGGCCCAUAGCCAUUGUACUGUAAGUUUCAAAAAUGUUUCUUACUAUUUUGUGCUGCUUUGUCAAUUGAAUCCCACCCAAACUCCAUCUCCAAAGACCCCAGUAGACAGAUUGCCAUUUUAGUUAAUGAACUGGGCUUUUGUGGCUGAUAGAUAUCUUCAAAGUAGCAGAAAUGGUGGAAAUUCUUCCUAGCAUUAUUUCUUCAAGUUUAAUGCUGUUAAUCACUUUUUUU